AAAGAGGACUCAAAAGUCUCAGUAUAUUUCUAAGUCUCCUGCAGAAACUUCAAUUCUAUUCUAAGUCUCUUGAAAUAACAAAUCUCCUUUUUUCUCUCCUCCAUGACUCAAGUUCAUACCUCCAUCCCUCGAUUGCUAAUGGAAGAAGAACCAAAAUCAACCCUACAGCCUCCAACUUUUGGAAACCUAAUCACCAUUCUCAGCAUCGAUGGAGGUGGAAUAAGAGGGCUUAUCCCAGGAACAGUCCUUGGCUUCCUCGAGUCUGAGCUUCAGAAGCUGGAUGGUGAAGACGCAAGAAUUUCAGAUUAUUUUGAUGUGAUUGCAGGAACAAGCACCGGUGGCCUCGUGACUGCCAUGCUAACCACUCCCAAUGAAAACACUGGCCGACCCUUGUUUUCUGCCAAAGAUAUCAAGGACUUCUACCUUGAGCACUGCCCUAAGAUCUUCCCACAGCACAGUUAUGUUCCAAUUCCUUAUGUCACGAAGGCAGUUACAUCCUUAUCAGGACCAAAAUAUGAUGGGAAGUAUCUGCAUAACCUUGUUAAAGAAAAACUAGGAGAAACACGAUUACACCAGACCCUUACUAAUGUUGUUAUCCCAACAUUUGACAUCAAGUGCCUUCAGCCAACAAUAUUUUCCACUUAUCAGGUGAAGAGCAGGCCAAGUUUAGAUGCCUUACUGUCAGAUAUAUGUAUUGGAACCUCAGCAGCACCCACUUAUCUUCCAGCUCAUUAUUUCGAAACCAAAGACCCUACCGGGAGAGUUAGAGAAUUCAACCUCAUUGAUGGUGGUGUCGCUGCAAAUAAUCCGGCUUUGGUUGCUAUUGGGGAAGUGACCCAGGAGAUCAUCCGGGGCAGUCCUGAUUUCUUUCCUAUAAAGCCAAUGGACUAUGGCCGGUUUUUAGUAAUAUCCUUGGGAACUGGGUCAUCAAAAGCCGAAGAAAAAUACAAUAAGGAUCAAGCAGCCGAGUGGGGUCUGUUGGGAUGGUUGAGAAGUGGUGGUUCCAUCCCCUUAGUGGAUGUGUUUACCCAAGCAAGUGGAGAUAUGGUCGACUUACACCUUUCACAGGUUUUUCAAGCCCUUCACUCUGAAAAAAGCUAUCUUCGGAUACAGGAUGAUACAUUGAGUGGUAUAACAUCAUCAGUCGACAUAGCCACAAAGGAAAAUUUGGAUGAUCUUGUGAAAAUUGGUGAGGAGUUGUUAAAGAAAAGGGUCUCAAGGGUUAACCUGGAUACAGGUAUCUUUGAGCCUUCAAAUCAUGAGACCAAUGAGGAGGCUCUCACAAGUUUUGCAAGACUACUCUCCCAAGAGAAGCAACGUAGAGAUGGUAGGUCACCACAUGAACAUGCUGCCGCUUCUAAAGGAGUGGUCGUUGUCUGAAUGAUUCCUACUGUUGUAAUGAAUUUCUAGUUAAGUUGGAGUCCCGUUUCUGAUUGUCUGCCUUUUAAUUCACUAUUCUUAUUGUUAAAAUAAAUCCCAAAUGGGAUAUUUUUAAUAACCGUGUUUCUAGUGUGAAGAUAUUGUAAGUCCAUAGAUUCCACUUAAUUUCUUCUACGGUUCUGAUAGGACUGGACCUGUGUGUCUAUGCAAGUCAAACUCAUUGUGAUUUA
Messenger RNA from Vitis riparia (riverbank grape), 1610 nucleotides. RefSeq names its product patatin-like protein 2. Gene Ontology annotation, biological process: lipid metabolic process. The transcript is spliced from 7 exons. Lineage: Eukaryota; Viridiplantae; Streptophyta; Magnoliopsida; Vitales; Vitaceae. The record is from RefSeq and is a predicted model, not a curated record. Gene Ontology annotation, molecular function: glycerophospholipase activity; monoacylglycerol lipase activity. The coding region runs from base 103 to 1380 and encodes 425 amino acids.